CAAGGAUGGCGUUGUCGCGGGAUUCAUCCAGCUUCUCGAGUGCUUCGACUGCACCUCGAGCGUCUCGAGGGAACUCACAGCCAGAAACGGUGUAGACCACGCCAGUGAGCACCCAUCAACAUGCUGCUGGGCAACAACGAACAGGAGGAUCUUGCCGUCGACCGGCACAUAUACCUGAACGACCCGACCAGGAACUCGACGCAGAAGUAUCUGCAUAAUAGCAUCAGCACCUCGAAGUACAAUGUCGCCACUUUCGUGCCCAAGUUUCUGUUUGAGCAGUUUAGCAAGUAUGCCAACUUGUUUUUCUUGUUCACCGCUAUCAUUCAGCAAAUCGGCGAUUUGUCCCCUACAAACAAAUACGGCACCGUAAUUCCCCUCUCCAUCGUCCUCCUCGCCUCGGCCGCCAAAGAAAUCCUCGAAGACUUCCGCCGCCACGCCCAAGACGGCGCAACCAACACCCGCCACGCCAAAGUCCUCUCCGGCACCCAAUUCGUGCCCAAGCAAUGGCGCCACAUCGUCGUAGGCGACAUUAUCCGCGUCGAGAACGGGGAGUUCUUCCCCGCGGAUCUCAUAUUGCUCAGUUCAUCCGAGCCCGAUGCAUUGUGCUACAUCGAGACGAGCAAUUUGGACGGGGAGACGAAUUUGAAGAUUAGGCAGGGGAUCCCGGAGACGGCGGAGAUUUUGACGCCCGAGGAGGUUGCGAGGAUGGAUGGGGUUAUCAAGUCGGAGUUGCCUAACAACUCUUUGUAUACCUAUGAGGGGACGCUCAGGUUGGGGCAUAAGGAGAUGGCGUUGGAUCCGGCGCAACUGUUGCUUCGUGGAGCCAUGUUGCGGAACACACGGUGGAUUUAUGGGGUCGCUGUGUUUACUGGCCACGAGACAAAGUUGAUGAAGAAUGCAACAAAGACCCCGACGAAGAAGACAAAAGUGGAGCGGUUGGUCAAUACCGAGAUCACCUUCUUGUUUGUCAUUUUGGUGUCCUUGGCCGUCAUCAGUGCAAUGGGAGCUCUGCAUCGCCAGCUUAACAACCCAUUCGAAGAGCAUAUUGUGAGGUUCGACUCGUCGACUGCGUUCGCAAGAUUUCCCGGAAACAUCUUGACAUACAUCAUUCUGUUCAACAAUUUGAUUCCACUCAGCUUGAUUGUGACGAUGGAAUUGGCAAAAUACUUCCUCUGCGCCCUGAUUAACCAAGAUCUCGACCUCUACCACGAAGAGUCCGACACUCCGGCAAUGGCACGUACUUCCUCCCUCAUCGAAGAGCUCGGCCAAGUCGACUACAUCUUCUCCGACAAAACAGGCACCCUAACAUGCAACGUGAUGGAGUUCCGCAUGUGCACCAUCGCCGGCAUCGGGUACGCGGAGGUUGUCCCCGACGACAAGAAAGUGCGGGUGGACGAGACAGGCAAAGAAGUCGGCUUCCAUGAUUUCGUGAAACUGAAGCGGAACGAGCAGUCUCAUCAGUCUGCACAGGUCAUUCAAGAGUUUUGCAGGUUGUUGGCGGUUUGUCAUACGGUUAUCCCGGAGAUGAACGAGGAUACGGGAGUUGUGACCUUCCAGGCAUCGUCUCCGGAUGAGGGCGCCCUGGUGAAGGGUGCUGAGUUGCUUGGAUGGGCGUUCACAACUCGGAAGCCGCGGUCGGUGACGUACACGCAUAAUGGGCAGGCUUACGAGUACGAGGUGCUCAACAUCUGCGAGUUCAAUUCGACCCGAAAGCGGAUGAGUGCGGUCGUUCGCGGGCCUGAUGGGCACAUCAAGCUGUACGUCAAGGGUGCCGACACUGUCAUUCUCGAGCGACUGGGGCCGAACAACCCGUAUGUGGACGUUACUUGUGCGCAUCUCGAGGAUUAUGCGAACGAGGGGCUUCGUACGCUAUGUAUCGCCUAUCGGGAUGUCUCGGAGCACGAGUACAUGGAGUGGGCCAAGAUCUACAAUGCGGCCGCGACGACCAUCAACAACCGUAGUGAGGCUCUCGAUAAAGCCGCCGAGCUCAUUGAGAAGGAUUUGUUCUUGCUCGGUGCUACUGCGAUUGAGGACAAAUUGCAGGAUGGCGUUCCAGAAGCGAUCCACACGCUCGCACAAGCCAACAUCAAGCUGUGGGUGUUGACGGGAGAUCGUCAGGAGACGGCUAUCAAUAUCGGAUACUCAUGUAAAUUAAUCACGGAGGAGAUGAGCUUGAUUGUCUGUAACCAAGGCACGCAUUUCGAGACGAAGGAGUACUUGCUCUCGAAGCUAAAUGCGGUCAGAGGUGCUAUUGGGCAAAAUGAAGGUGCCUCCGGCAAUCCUGCGACUACCUUGGAGCAGGAUCUGAUCAAAGAGUACGGCUUUGGGGGCUAUGUCAAACGAGGAUAUGAGAUGUUUGGCUUCGAGAAGAAGGGGCCCAAGAUCAACAAGGAUGCUUUGCCGGAGACAGAGCCGUUAGCCCUUGUCAUCGACGGCAAGACCCUCGGGUACGCUCUCGAGGACGACAUCAAAAUGAUCUUCCUGCAGCUCGCCACCAUGUGUCGUGCCGUUAUCUGCUGUCGUGUAUCACCACUUCAGAAGGCGCUGGUUGUGAAACUAGUCAAAAAGAAUGUUGCGGAGUGCGUAACUCUCGCCAUCGGUGACGGCGCCAACGAUGUCUCCAUGAUUCAGGCGGCCCACGUCGGAGUUGGCAUCUCAGGGAUGGAGGGAUUGCAAGCGGCUCGCGCGGCUGACUUCGCUAUUGCUCAGUUCAGAUUCCUGAGAAAACUUCUGCUGGUGCAUGGACAGUGGGCAUAUGCGAGGAUGAGUAAACUGGUCCUUUACAGUUUCUACAAGAACAUCACGCUGUACCUCAUUCAGCUGUGGUUUGCGAGCGACAAUGGGUACUCUGGCCAGACCCUCUUCGAAACAUGGACGCAGGCCGCCUACAACAUCCUUUUCGCGGUCUUCCAACCCAUCGCGAUCGGAAUCUUCGAUCAAUACAUCUUCAGCCGAAACCUAGAGCGGUACCCACAACUCUAUCGCCUAGGCCAAACCGGCGAGUUCUACAAUCACAGCGCGUUCUGGGCAUGGAUCCUCAAUUCCUUCUUCCAUUCUCUUCUGCUGUACACCAUGAUGCACUCCGUGUACGGUGAAGGCGCUAUGCUGGGCAAUACCGGAUAUACGGCGAACAUCUGGAUCUUCGGAGAGACGCUUUACACGAUGGAUCUGAUUACCAUCACGCUCAAGGCCGCUUUGACGUGUUCGACUUGGAACCGAUUCACGCACAUUGCGAUCUGGGGCAGCAUUGGGAUGUGGUUCUUUUUGUUCCCCAUUUACGCUGUGGUUGCUCCUGCCAUCGGACUUGCCAAAAUGGAGUUGGGACAACACAUGAUCGACUACAUGAUGCAAGCACCGGCGUUCUGGUAUUCGAUUCUUUUGAUACCAUUAACGGUUAACUUUAGGGACUUUGUUUGGAAAUAUUUCAAACGCCAAGCCCUGCCUCGAUCCUACCACAUUGUGCAGGAGAUCCAGAAGUACAACAUUCCCGACUACCGCCCACGCAUGGAAUACUUCCGCAAAGCCGUCACAAAAGUGCGUCAGUUCCAACGUAUCAAGCGCAAUCGUGGCUUUGCCUUUUCGCAGAGCGACAGCGGACAGGCUGCUUUGAUUAGACUGUAUGACACUACCCGCAGAAAGCCACGUGGAUGAGAACACUUGUAUUACAAAGACGAUUGCUAUCGCAUAAACAUUACAUACCAACACACAUCGUGAAGUACUCUU
This is a messenger RNA of Fimicolochytrium jonesii, 3723 nucleotides long. RefSeq lists its product as uncharacterized. The transcript is spliced from 7 exons. Bases 121 to 3651 code for a protein of 1176 amino acids. NCBI's taxonomy places the organism in Eukaryota, Fungi, Chytridiomycota, Chytridiomycetes, Spizellomycetales, Powellomycetaceae. Gene Ontology annotation, cellular component: plasma membrane. Gene Ontology annotation, molecular function: ATP hydrolysis activity; ATPase-coupled intramembrane lipid carrier activity; magnesium ion binding. The record is from RefSeq and is a predicted model, not a curated record. Gene Ontology annotation, biological process: endocytic recycling; phospholipid translocation; post-Golgi vesicle-mediated transport.